Linum trigynum is the source of this 765-nucleotide messenger RNA. The record is from the annotation of a GenBank genome assembly. NCBI's taxonomy places the organism in Eukaryota, Viridiplantae, Streptophyta, Magnoliopsida, Malpighiales, Linaceae.
AUGGACAUAUUUUCUUUCAUCUUUCAAGUAUCUCACGACUCUGGGCUCAUUGAGGGGUUCUACGUCGACGACGCGAUCAGGACUGAUGGCGUGAAUCAUCUUCUGUAUGCCGACGACGCUAUCGUCUUCUGUGAUGCGACGGAAGAUGCUGUGACUCAUCUUGCUGGUGCCCUUAUUUGGUUUCAAUGUGUAACAGGGUUGAAGGUGAACUUUGGGGAAAACUUCCUUUUUCCUGUCGGAGAUGUUGACAACAUUGAUCGUCUCGCGGAGAUUCUGAGCUGUGAUUGGAAGCUUCUUCACACGGACUACCUUGGCCUUCCUCUUGGUGCAGCCCCGACUGCCUCUUACAUUUGGAAUAAAGUCAUUGAUAAAGUGCAGAUUCGUUUGGCGGGCUGGAAAGGGAAGCGCCUGUCUAUGGCGCGAAGGGUCGUGCUCUGUAACUCGGUGCUCGCAGCUCAGCCUAACUACAUGUUCAGCUUGUUCAAAGCCCCUCCGUCUGUCAUCAGCAGUAUUGAGCGUCUCCUCAGGUCGUUUAUUUGGUCAGGGAUGGGAGAAGACAAGAAGUUUCACCUCGUGUCCUGGGACAAGUGUAAACUUCCCAAGCAGCUUGGUGGUUUGGGCAUCACAGACCUGGGAAUUAGAAAUCAGGCCCUGCUUAUUAAAUGGUGGUGGAGGUACGCCUUGGAAAGAAAUGUGUGGUGGAGGCAGUUGAUCGCCCAAAAUUUUCCGAAUCCCUUUUUCCCAUUGGUCCGCUGGAUCUCUUAG